AUGGCGUCGGAAAAGCCCGAAGAUGCGAUGAACAACACGGCCGGAACAGACGACGAGACUAUAGCUCAGCGGAGAAAGCGGCUCCGACGAGUGAGCUUCGCGGACCGGGAGAUUACUUCCGUCCACAUUUUCAAGCGUGACGAAGAUUACGAGACGCCGCCGAAUCCGCAAAACGGCGAACAAGCUGUCACAUCAGACUCUGAGGACAAAGUAAUUAGGUUUUUCGGUGAAUUAGCUGAUAGCGAAGACACGGGCGAUGGUGAAGACGACGACCCUGUGGAGAAGUUAUUCUUGAGACCCAGUCAUUCGCCUUCUUCAGGUGGUAGCACUAUUGGUUCUGCUACAAGUGAUGACGGGAACGAUUUCUUCGGACCUGUGUCUUCCCAUUUUAUCAACCCUGGGAGACUAUCAGACGCUACAUUCUCUGAAGAACACCAUGAUAUCACGAUGGACUCCACAGCGUUUUCAAUGCAUUUCCGGAGCCUUGCCAUGUCUGAGUCUGGAGAUUUGAGGACCCCCACGAGCAGCCAUGUUCCAGUAGAAGAUAAUACACCAACUCAGGUUACCGCAAGAUCUGAUACAGGGAGUGCGAUGGUGUUAACAUACCCUAAGAAGCUGUUUCCGAAAUCCCCUCUACCGGUUGUUAACAAAGUAAGUGGUGGUGGUGGUGGUGAAGACUCGAAUGACAUGAGUCUUGUAGGUCAAGAUUCUCGAAGAUAUGAUUACGGGCAUAUAACUCCUGCGUUAGCUGCUCUCUUGGGAGAUGAAAGCAAGGAACCCGUUCCUGCAUCUCCAGACAAUAGUGUUGAACCAAGAUCUCCACUGUAUGAAUUUUCUUUGUCCUCUCAAAAUGGAAGCUUUCCUGUGGGUAUAUAUAGCACUGAUGCUUCUCAAAUGCUGUCACCUUGUGGUUCUGGCAUUCACCCUCAAAUGGAGCUGCAGGAAUCAGGAAUGCCAAGUGCGUCUUUUGUUGGUAGAAUGCAGCAGUGUGUUACUCCUUCUCCUCAACAAGGUGGAAGCUUUUUGAGCAGGGAAACUCUCGCGCUCGUUGAGAGCUUGUCAACCAUCCAGAAAAGCAAAUCCAGACUUGGAUUGAUUCACCCUUCCCCUGCUUCUGCUCUUUCUCAGAGAAUUGAGAAAUCGAAGCUUCAAUUGUCCGAACGCCGUUCUCUUACUACCCCAUCAACUAUUGGCAGGGAAGAAACAGGCGUCCGUAAAGAUAUCCCCAUUACUAACUUGGACGAUUUGUUAUCUAAACAUGAUAACCCAACACCAGUGUCUGAAAAUCAAGGCGCACCUUAUCAACUUAGCUGUGGUGCAUUGAGCCCUGUUGUUGACAGUAGCGAUGUGUUUACAUGCAUAACUCCAGAAGGAAACACUAAUUCUAAGAUUGAGGGUUCACUCUUAAGAGAACAGGAAAGAAAUCAGACAGCCAGCACCCCUGAUAAGUUUGUGUCGUCUCUAGCAAAAUCCUCACAUGCGACUACCUCAGCUUUGAACAAUUGUGUUACUGACCGAGAGCAGCAAAGUAAAGCCGUCGGCAAUUCUGAGACUGAGGAUGGACAGGUAACCAAGGAUUCUGUUAGUAAUCAUUCCCUGAAUACGUUAUCCUACCAUAUGGAUUCCCUGCUUGUGGAGUCUUGUGUGUCACUCAGCGAGACAGGCUUCUUGAACGGCUCUGCUCAACAAAACGUGGAAGACAGCGUGACGAAGAAAAAUAGAAAAGGAACUAACAACGUCAGUGCUGCCCACUGUGAAACUGAGGUUAUCUUCACUGAAGACUGUCCUGUUGUUCUGACACAAGACCGUCCUGGUACAGCUGGCUCUUCACCUGUGGACAGAAGUAGGAAUGAGGCUUCACAUGCUAAGGGGCCAUCCAGAUUGAAAAGGAAAGCCAGAGAUGUUGAUCCUGCUGCCAAAAAUUGUAGCCCCAAAGUCAGGCAAAGCACACAGGAUAUUUCAAAUCCAGUGAUGGACCAACCUGAUGGAAACGAUGUUAACAACGGCCGUGUAGUUCGUGAACAAGUAAACUGGGUAGAAAUUCCAGGAAAGUUAUCAGUAGAAAUUAAUCAAAUGUUUGCACCAUUGGCCAAUAAGCUGAACUUAGGACAGGUAUGCAAGCUGGAAGAUAUAUCAACAUACUUGAAGAAGGCUCAUUUGUGUGAGAUGCUUUGUCUUCAAAUUAAAUCUCAGAAAGUAUGUGACGACUUGACUGAUGCUAAGACAAAGAGACGUGCUGACAGUAGAUCAUUACUCUGUAAGUUAGCAUAUGAAAAAGCCAAAAUUGAGUUGUUGCACCUCAAGCAAGAGAUAAUGAGGAAAAAGUGUCAAGUAGUUACCACUGGUGUACAAACAUCUGAAACACUGAGGUUGAAUUGUGCCAAGCUUUUACGUCAACAUGGUUUCUAUUCUACUGGCUUGUUAACUCCUGUGCAACCACAUGAGGCUACUUUUAGCAAAGAAGCUGAGAAAACACAGGAGAUCGAAGAAUUGGACUCAAAAAUCAAGACCUUGAUCAAGUGUUUUCCUACGUGCGACAAGAUAAUAGGAGAACCUGCAUAUACAGACGCUGUUAUGAUUGCUGAAGAUGAAUUGAAAAAGAAAAUGAGUUGCAGACUUAUACGUCAGGAUAUUCUGGUCUGGAAAGUUGACAGUUUAGGAGAAACGAAUGAUUGUCAGAGCAUAGUUCUUAAUUAUGGUGGCUUGAUUAACCAAAGGCUCACAUUAAAGCCUGGUCAUGCUUCAUGUGUAAUAAUUUCAAACGAUUUGAGUGAUGCGUUCAUCAAGCAAUUACCAGACAUGAAUGUUUCAACUGCGUUUAGCUCCUUGUUUAAUGCUGAAUACUCCCGGGAAUAUGUUGGUACCAGUACGUUGUUGGAGAUUACACAGAAAACUAGUCUGGUCGUACAUAAUCUGCUAAAUGUGGCUGAGGAAUUACAGUUAGCUAGAAUGGAGAUACCAAAUUUGGUCCAAGGACGAUUUGAAUCUCCAUCAGCGGAGCAGCUUUAUUUGCAAAUUAGCUUUGUUGAUUGCGAAAGCUUGAGAAAAGCAAUCGUAACUCUCGAUAUGACGUGCUUGACCCAUGGGAUGUAUCCGGCCGACAUAAUUCCUGGCGAAGUUACAGGCGCAAAAAGUGAUGGUGUUGCGUCGAAACAAUUGAUGAAAGAUAUAGAAUCUGCAGUGGAUGGUGUUGAAGUGGGAUAUCCUCGGAUACUGAGACUCUGUCGUUGCGUUUCCAAGUUGUUGCAAUCACAAAGCAGGAGAUGAUGAUCUCAUUUCGUAACGCUUCACAUAUUGCUGGUUUGUUUUGUAUAUAUACGGCAAAACGUUUGAAACCGAGUGGUGAGACAAUGUCAUUGCUAGCAAAGUCCACUAAGAUAUGCCUUUGUCCAGCAUAAUUUAUUAACAUUAAUUAAUUGCUACUGAACAACUCCUUUAACUAUUAGAUCAACUGCAAUGUAGGUGUAGGCCACUCUUAUCCCAUCAUCUUACCUUAAAUCUGUC
Eruca vesicaria subsp. sativa (arugula) is the source of this 3504-nucleotide messenger RNA. The record is from the annotation of a GenBank genome assembly. NCBI's taxonomy places the organism in Eukaryota, Viridiplantae, Streptophyta, Magnoliopsida, Brassicales, Brassicaceae.